GUUUCAGGUUGUUGGUAUUGUUGUUGUUUGUUUACAAAUUGGCUUCCCAGCUGAUAACAAAACACAGCUUCCAUCGGCCGUGCGGUAAAAGACAAAUCUAGUAAGUGCAUGUGAUAUUGCCGUCACUCACGGCGGUUCAAUGAUACGCAAAGUGAUGGCGGAGGUAGACGUAAAACUGGGCAUUCGGCAGACGCUGCAGAAAAUCGAGGAAACGUACAACAAACGAUUGGCGCUAAGCAAUGCUCCCAAGCCGCUGCUGAUCGCGGUCAGUAAGACCAAACCGGUCGAUCUGAUCCUGGACGCAUAUUCAGUGGGUCAGCGUGAUUUCGGCGAAAACUAUGUCCAGGAGCUGGUGGAGAAGGCGAACGACGCCAGAAUCCUGGAACACUGUCAGGACAUCCGGUGGCACUUUAUCGGCCACUUGCAGAGCAACAAGAUCAACAAGGUGAUAAAUCUUCCAAAUUUACACAUGAUCCAAACCGUACACAGCAUCAAGCUGGCCGAAGGGCUGAACAAGGCGUGGGAAAAGGUGAAGGCUGAAAACGCCGAAAAGAAGCAGCAGCUCAACGUACUGGUUCAAAUAAACACCAGCGGCGAAGAUGAGAAAAAUGGAGUCCAACCAGAGGACGCAGUCGGCCUGUUCCGGUACGUGCUGGACAAAUGUCCCAAUCUGAACUGCGAGGGUGUCAUGACGAUUGGUCGCUUCGGACACGACUACACCACCGGACCGAAUCCGGACUUUGGCACGCUGAUGAAGUGCCAGCAAGAUAUCUGCAGUACGUUCGAGCGUGACCCAGCCGAGCUGCAGGUGUCGAUGGGCAUGUCGGAUGAUUUCGUGCAAGCGGUACGUAAUGAUUAUGACUGCAGUUGCUUGCGAGAGGAAAAACCAUACCUAUGGUACAUAGUGGUUGCACUAUGUAUUGGUGAAGUCGGUCGGCUGAUACCUUUUCUUUCGACUUCUCUUUUGCAGAUCGAGGCGGGCAGCACCAUUGUGCGCGUGGGCAGUUCUAUUUUCGGGGCCAGGGCGAAGAAACCAACUGAUGCGUGAACGGCGAGCGAUGCGAUGGUGUCGGUGGGUGAUGAUGAUGCGGAGCCUGGGCCUGGUUAAUGUUGAUUGCAAAGUGAAUUUCACUCGCAGCCACAUCAGAACACGCCACCAUUCACAGCGCUGCGUUGCGGGUGUGUGAGUGUGUAUAUGUGUUUGUUAGAUCAACAGAUUUGCUUAUUUUGUUCGCCGUACCAAAUACCAUACCGGCCACUGGGUGCGAGUAUGUAAAAGAACCUGGUUAGUUGGUAGAAUAAAGCAAACAAAACAACGACCCGCACGACAUGUUAUAACCGCUGCACGGAUGCGACAACGAACCGGCUGUUAAGUAAUAUUUGCCCUGUGCAUUAUAAAAUCUGUUGAAUGACUUGUA
Anopheles gambiae (African malaria mosquito) is the source of this 1418-nucleotide messenger RNA. Its product is annotated as pyridoxal phosphate homeostasis protein. Gene Ontology annotation, molecular function: pyridoxal phosphate binding. Bases 140 to 1048 code for a protein of 302 amino acids. The record is from RefSeq and is a predicted model, not a curated record. Lineage: Eukaryota; Metazoa; Arthropoda; Insecta; Diptera; Culicidae. Gene Ontology annotation, cellular component: intracellular anatomical structure. The transcript is spliced from 5 exons.